AUGCCCAACCGCCUCCAACGCCUCGCAGAACUGCAAGAUCCAACGCUUUCUCCCAGUUAUACUGCCACUCCCCUGAUGGAAUCCGCUCCUUCCAGUCUCCGACACGCUCUUGGUCUGCAUGGCCCUCGAGUCGGCGAAGAAGCCCCACCCCCAGCAGACAUCCCAAAGACUGAUAAGAAGACUUCCACCGUCACCAUCGAGGGUCCCAGCUCGCCGCCUCCACCAGCAAUGGCCCACAUCGAACGUCCUAGAUUGUCAGCCUACGAUCUUUCUGCUCUCACUACAGCGGAAGGAUUCCCAUCCGUAUUGCCAGUCUAUGAGACUAGUAAUUAUCCUGUCGAGAUCACGCAGCCCAACGGACAGACGUACACGGUGGUGAGACCGAAGCUACAGAAGAGAAAUGGAAGGACGACGAGAAGGAGAACGACCGGAGCUUCUUUCUGUGGAUGCGGGACCGGAAUGGUCGUGAUUACUGGAGUAUUCGUUGCUUUGCUCUUCAUUGCGGGCUUGGUGGCGGCGUUGUAUUAUGGUCUGAAUGAGGCUCAUGAGCAGUUGAACAAGGCAUCACACUUGUGGUGA
Lecanosticta acicola is the source of this 579-nucleotide messenger RNA. NCBI's taxonomy places the organism in Eukaryota, Fungi, Ascomycota, Dothideomycetes, Mycosphaerellales, Mycosphaerellaceae. The record is from the annotation of a GenBank genome assembly.